Molecule: messenger RNA, 2850 nt
Organism: Maudiozyma saulgeensis
Lineage: Eukaryota; Fungi; Ascomycota; Saccharomycetes; Saccharomycetales; Saccharomycetaceae
Source: the annotation of a GenBank genome assembly
AUGAUAAGUGCUGGUUUUGUUAAUAAUAAUAACAGCGGUAAUAAUAAUAACGUUAAUACUAAUCAGGAUCCACAAAAUACUAAACAUGCAGCAGGGACAAUUUUUAAUGACUUGUUAGAAUCCUCGAAGAAUUUACCAUCGACAUCGUCUGAGUUAGGUUCUAUUCAAUUGAGUCUACAUGAAAUCAAUAGACGUACAAGAGAAUUAAGAAAUGCUCAUUAUAAUAAAAAUGAUGGGAAUGUUGAUGAUCAUCAAUUUAUUCAAAAUAAACGUAAUAAAGCUAGUGAUAGACAAGCGUUACCUGUAGAUCACACUAAAGCUCACUAUUUGUUAGCUAAUAGUGGUGUUGCCUUCGAUGAUAUUGAUUCUUCUUUGAAAUUUUUAAAGAGUGGCGAAGCUAACAAAUUUAAAAGAAACAAUAUUGUGGGACAAACUCAUAAUAACAACGACAAUAAUUUAACUUCACAAACUCAAAGUUCUAUGGAGAUUGAUAGUUAUUUGAAGAUUAAGAAAGAAGAAAAUAUUUUAUCAUCUAUUGAAUCUUUAUUAUCUAAUGCAGCAAAGGAUUUCGAUUCCUUUGUUAAUUCAAAUUUAAAUCUAGAUUGGAAUGAAAGAAAAAACACUAUUAGAGAAAAUUUCGGAAUUUUAAUUAAUAAUAAAGGUAAUACUAAUAACUUGACUUCUUCUAACACCUAUCCAAAUGAUUUUGUUAGUGCAACUCUAAAGAAACAUUCUAUUAAUCCAGAAAUCCCUGUCUGGGGGAAUAACUCUUUAAGAAUCCUAAAUGAUAAUAAUAAUGAGUCUAAAUUGAAUGUUAAUGAAAACCAUCUUGUUAGAGAAAAUUUUGAAACACAUGCAAAGAUCGUUUAUAAAUUCAAUAAUUCAAGACAAUCAGGCCAAUCAAUUCCAUUAACUAAGGAGUUCAUAUCUUUAUUGUCCAAGAAUGCAAAUGAUACUAAGAAUAGACAAAUGUUAGAGGCUUGGAAGAUUUUAGAUACCUUAAAUGAUCGUCAAAAUUUGACUAAAACAGAUACUGUUGAAAGAUCCAAAAUAUACUUGGAGAAACAAUUUUUGGAUUAUGUGAAUUUGUUAUACAAUAAGAAAAUGGAUGAAGGUUUACCAACAAAUAUUAAUAAAGUGAAAUCAUUUAUUGAUAGUAAAUUGAAAAAUACUGAUAAUUCAUGGAAAAUUAAAAAUUUAACAGUGGCUAAUAGUAUCCCAAUCUGGGCUCUAAUUUUCUAUUUAUUAAGAGCUGGGUUGAAGACAGAAGCUCUUGAAGUUGCAGUCAGUAACAAAUCAAGUUUUAAGAAAGUCGAACAAUCAUUUUUAGGUUAUUUCAAGGCAUACACAUCAUCAAAAGAUGGUACAUUACCAUUAGAGUUCUCUAAUAGACUUCAUACCGAGUACAAUCAACAUAUUAAGAACUCUUUAAAUGGUGAUCCAUUUAGAUUAGCUGUCUAUAAAAUUAUUGGUAGAUGUGAUUUAACUAGGAAGAACAUUUCAUCUGUGACUUUGAAUGUCGAAGAUUGGUUAUGGGUUCAUUUUAUGCUUAUGAAGGAUGAUAUCACUGAGGAUGAUCCAAUAUAUGAAAGAUAUACUUUUACAGAUUUCCAAAAUAUUGUUACCUCAUAUGGUCCAUCUAGAUUUACAAACCAUUAUUUACAAGUUCUUGUGCUAAGUGGUCUGUACGAACUAGCCAUUGCAUAUGUUUACACUAUCAAUGAAAUGGAUGCUGUUCAUUUAGCUAUCGUCAUGGCUAGUUUGAACUUAUUGAAAUUCCCAUCGAUUACAUCUAUCGUGAACAAGACUGAGCAGUACAAUAGAGAUAUUAGUAACAACAACAACAGCGCCAAUGGCACAGGAUUUUCAUCAUUUGGAGAGAGACUAUUGUCCAUCAAUGAUAAAAAUGAAAGAGAGAUCGAUUUUGUUAGAAUUAUAAGUAACUACGUGAAAUCAUUUAAAUUUUCUGAUCCGAGAAUUGCCACAGAAUACAUUAUUUUAAUUGGAUUAAGUACAGAGAAACAAAAUGAACAAGUUCAAUUAUGUCAUGAAGCCUUGAGAGAAUUGGUACUUGAAACCAAAGAAUUUUCGAUUUUAUUGGGCAGUAUCAGUAGAGAUGGUACUAGAAUUCCAGGUGUUAUCGAAGAAAGAUUACCUCUAUUACAUUUACGCGAUGAGAGUGAAUUUUUACGUGUUAUUACAGAACAAGCCGCUCGCAAAGCUGAUGAAGAUGGUAGAGUCCAUGACAGUUUAUUAUUAUAUCAAUUAUCUGAAGAGUAUGAUAUCGUUUUAUCUAUUGUUAACAAUUUACUUGGUGAUAUAUUAAGUAACGCUGAUUUGACACAACCUUUAUUACAAACGAGUGACAACAGUGAAACUAAUCCUAUCUUAUUGGCAAGGAAAUUAAUUACUACCUAUGUUGAUAAUCUAGAGAUUUCGAAGAAGAUUUCUAAUAAGAAUAGUGAUACAUGUCUUUUCUUGCUUAAGAUGGUUGACGUUAGACAAGCAUUUUUAGGUAAACAAUGGCAACAAACCUUGACCAUGAUUAAAGAAUUAAAUAUUUUACCAUUUGCUGAUGAACUUUCUGCAAGAGAAAAGGCACAAGAAUUUACUACCUUGAAUGAAAAUUUAAUUAAGUGUGUACCAAACAUGUUAAUUAUUACAAUGACUUGCGUCUCUAGAUUAGUUGAAAAUUUGAAUAAGAGUGAAUAUCAAUCCAUGGAAAAAGCACAGCAGAUCAAUUCCUUGAAGAAUAUUGCUAAAAACUGCAUGAUCUAUGCCGGUGUCAUUCAAUAUAAAAUGCCAAGGGAGACCUUUAGUACAUUAAUCAAUUUAGAUGUUACAUUAUGA